UUCACAUACAAAGGCCAGCCAUCUGCUUCGUCAUCGUAAUAGAUUGCGCUCCAUAUUCUAGAAUUUAAGGGUAUUCGAACACAUAUCCACAGGUCAGAGAGUUGUUGAUUCACUCUACCGUGCACAAAGGUGCAGAAGCCACCAAAGCAAUUGCGUUGCACUAGAUCUUACAAGAGCCCCGCAGCAGAGAUAUGUGGUUGCUAAGAUCUGAGUACCGGGAAGACUAGAUAAAGUGAGAAAGAAAAAGAGGGAGAUUGGGACGUUAUUUCGAGGUUUCUGUAGCGUGUUGAGGUUUGUAAUUGUCUCUGGCUCGGUUAGUGAACUUGCUUGAGGGCAUAGGAGUUCAGGAGUAGCCACUUGUUGCGUGUUCAGUCUUCAGGAAACGUGCGCGUCAAGACUUGGUGUUUAUUAAGAGAUCAUCUUGUAGUCGUUCUGUGACGUAUAGCGAUCAAUAAGCAGUUUCAGAUUUCCAGUGGAAGUGGGAAUUAGAAUUUGGAAAUUUGUGGGAGGGGUUUUGUUGGAACGAUUUCGCACCUGUGUGCUGUGGGUAGGAGUGUGAUUUUUGCAACGUAAGGAGCGUAAGGACUUGGUCAUUACCAUGGUGGAGAAGAACAGGAGCCAGAGAGCUGCGACAGAGGUUAGGGUAGGUGCACGGCAUUACUUGGCUCCCGUGAAGAAGGAUCUGAAGUCUGCCGUGAAGAAUGAGGAGACGACUGCAAGCCCCAAGUUUAGGGGAGUUCGCAUGCGGCAAUGGGGGAAAUGGGUCUCUGAGAUCAGGGAGCCGAACAAGAGGUCGAGAAUUUGGCUAGGUUCUUUCCCCACUGCUGAGAUGGCUGCAAGAGCGUAUGAUGCUGCCGUGGUAUGUUUGAGGGGACCCGGCGCUACUUUGAAUUUCCCUGAUUCACCCCCUCAAUUGCUUCCCGAAUGCAAUUCGCCCAAGGAUAUCCAAGUGGCUGCUGCUGCCGCUGCCGCAGCCGCGAAGCCUUGUACUCCAGUAGCGCUCCCCGCAAAGGCUAAAAUGCAAUUACUUAGUGCUCAACUCAUCAGCGUCAAGAAUGGGACGAAUUUGUCACCUAGCUCCCACCAAACUCCUGCGGAAUCGGAUUGCUCUGGCACCACGGGAGAAGGGUCUUCGAGAAGUGGGGCAAAAUCUGAGAUUACGCAGGAUGAGGAGCUUGAUUUUACAGGGGAGUCUUCCUCUCCCGUCGUCGCAGAGGAGUUCGUCAGCUUGGAAGACGUUGAAUUGGCUUGGGAAGACGCGAAAUUCGAUGAUAUAAAUUUCUUGGACUUGUAGAGCAUAGACUUUUCUGGUUUAACUCCAACCUCAUGUUUGAGUAUAUGCCAAGGAAAUUGGGGUAAUCAAAUUUUGGACGUUGGAGGCGUCUUCCAGUUCAAAGGCGAGUUUGAACCAGAUCGUGUUAUCAACGCAAUCAUGGUUCAAACUUCCGCGUUAUUGUGCUCGUUGAGUUGAUUUCUACAUCGAAUUCAGAAUCCGAUCAAGUGAGAGGCGGCAUUGCAACAUCAGUCUUCGACAGAAACCAUUUCUGGAAUCAUUUCUCCGGAGGUGCAGCCUGCGGAGAUAACACACACACGAGAGCCUUUCCAUCGAAGGUAGUGCAGAUAGUUAUCCCAUAUAGGAACUUUGGCAUCAUCUGUCUUUACCACCGUGCACAAGCUCAUGGAACCUUUUGCACCAAUGUAAAUUUGUAGGAUUGUAACUCCUCUUCGAUUUUUGACACCGUAGACUACUUUGAGCUGUUCGGAGCAAUCUUCCCUCCGAUAAAAUGUACACUCCGUUGAAAGACAAGCACAUUGUCAAGCGAAAAGCUGAGAAUAAACCUUGGAUACAAUUCUCUGAA
Physcomitrium patens is the source of this 1859-nucleotide messenger RNA. RefSeq lists its product as uncharacterized. NCBI's taxonomy places the organism in Eukaryota, Viridiplantae, Streptophyta, Bryopsida, Funariales, Funariaceae. Gene Ontology annotation, biological process: regulation of DNA-templated transcription. The record is from RefSeq and is a predicted model, not a curated record. Gene Ontology annotation, molecular function: DNA binding; DNA-binding transcription factor activity.